GUUGUCGGUAUAAUAUAAGCUCUCUCUCUCGACAGACACCGAUUGCCUUUUUCCACCGUAAGGACAUCGAAUCUUCUAGCUUCCUCCGAUCAAAAGCAAACGUCUUUCUCAAGAUCUUGAAUUACCCAUUACACAGAGAGAGAAGGCGGGAGGAGUAUGGAGGUAUGAGGGCGGUGGGAGAUGGCGAGGGGAGGAGGAGAAUACAACGGAGGAGGCGGAGUUCUUCUCUCCUACAAAAGAAUCACUCUACUCGUUUGCCUUAUCAACAUCCUCAUCGCUCUCUUUGUUCUUCGCUUUCUCUACGCUUCUUCUCUCCACAUCUUUCCCAAUCACGACAAUGGGGUUAAGAACACAGCAGAUGAGAUUAGGAGAAUGGAGGAAUCGGUUCGGAUUCGAAGAUCUAAAGAACCUGUUGAGCUUGUUAGAUUGGUGAAGAAGAUGAAACAUGAUGUGGCCAUUGCAGAAUCAAGUGUUGAGUUGUCUCCUUAUGUAAAAGGCAAACUAAUUGAUGAGAUCUUGGAGCUUUUGAGAAGGGUAGAGGAGAAGUCUAAUGUAACCCUGCUCAGAGAAGCUGUAGAAACGUGGCGCAUUGAUAAGUUGAAGGAAGCUAAAGAGCUAAUUCAAGAACAAAAUGGAGUAAACUCCACCGUGAUACUGGAGGAAGCAGGGAUGCUUGUAAGAGCUUUGGAGUUGGAGUGGGAUGUGCUGUCGGAAGAGAUUGGGUUUUGGUUACCUGCUGAGGUUAACAAUGAAGUGCACGAUGAUAAACCUGAAGGAGAGGAAGAGCCUGAGGAGAUAUUAGCAGGAAGACCAGUGCCUGCUGUAUGUAACGCAGAGCUUCACACAGAUUAUGGUGGAGCUGCAGUGAGAUGGGGACUUACACACCACAAAGAGAGUGCAGCUGAUUGUUGCCAAGCUUGCUUAGACCAGGCAAAGCACGCGAAACCUGGGGAAAUGAGAUGCAACAUUUGGGUUUAUUGCCCAUCUGAGUUUGGUUGCUAUUCUCCAGAUAUUUAUCAGCAUAAACACCAGGAAUGUUGGCUUAAAUACGCAGAGCAGCCAAAAGAGAAUUUUAAAGACAGAUAUUCAGAGUCAUACAGAAAAAACCACCCAAAAGCGCCUACUAUUGUUCCAUGGGUUUCAGGUGUUGUAACUCCUUCAGCAUAAACACAUGUGGACAGGACUGUUUGAUGGGACAAUAGGGGAGAGAUAGUUUUGGUUAUUUCAGUUGUGUUACCACCAUUAUUUCUGAUUCUUGAAACUUUAAGUACCGGACCAAGAUGCUGACAUCUUUGGCCAGUUGUAUACGAGAAUAGAAUGUUUCUUUUUUGGUUUCUUGUUUUGUUUGUUUGUCUUUGAAAUACAUGGAUGGGGGGCUUUACCACAACACAUGAUCGAAGUCUAAUAUGGGAUCAGGAAUAUGUUUUUUGUCCA
Messenger RNA from Brassica oleracea var. oleracea, 1434 nucleotides. RefSeq lists its product as uncharacterized. Lineage: Eukaryota; Viridiplantae; Streptophyta; Magnoliopsida; Brassicales; Brassicaceae. The transcript has 7 exons. The record is from RefSeq and is a predicted model, not a curated record. The coding region runs from base 181 to 1167 and encodes 328 amino acids.